Molecule: messenger RNA, 1626 nt
Organism: Geodia barretti
Lineage: Eukaryota; Metazoa; Porifera; Demospongiae; Tetractinellida; Geodiidae
Source: the annotation of a GenBank genome assembly
AUGCCCGAAAAGCAGUUGAUUUUCGAUGACAACGCUCGACGAAGCCUGAUGAACGGCGUUAACCAGCUCGGGCGAGCGGUCGCCCUGACCCUGGGCCCCAGCGGCCGCAACGUUAUCCUGGGGCGCGUUUGGACCCUGCCCGUGGUGUGCAGCGACGGCGUCACUAUCGCCAAGGAAAUCGAACUGCCCAACCCCUAUGAAAAUAUGGGCGCCCAGGUGGUGAAGGAAGCAGCCUCCAAGACCAACGACGUUGUCGGUGACGGCACCACCACUUCCAUCGUGCUCGCCCGUUCCAUCAUCCAGGGCGGCUUCAAGAACGUCGCCGCCGGCGCCAAUCCUUUGGCCCUGAAAUCCGGUAUCGACCGCGCCGUGUCCGCCGUAUGCAACCAGAUCAGCGACCAGGCGGCCGCCGUCGAGAGCCGCGAGCAGGUCGCGCGCGUCGCCGCGCUGUCCGCCCACGAAGAGGCCAUCGCCGAGUUGAUCGCCGACGCCAUGGACAAGGUCGGACGCGAAGGGAUCAUUACCGUGGAGGAGAGCCGCAGCCUGGACGACGAGCUCGACGUCGUCGAGGGAAUGCGCCUGGAUCGUGGUUACCUGUCGCCGCACUUCGUAACCGACACCGACCGCAUGGAGUGCUCCAUCGACGAGCCUCUGUUCCUGCUCACCGACCAGAAGCUGUCUUCAGCCACCGACGUGGUACCCGCCCUCGAGGCCGUCGCCCAGGGCGGGCGUCGCCCCUUGGUCAUCAUCGCCGAGGAUGUGGAAGGCGAAGCCCUCGCGACCCUGGUGGUCAACAAGCUGCGCGGCACCAUCAGCAGCCUGGCGAUCAAGGCUCCGGGCUUCGGCGAGCGCCGCAAGGCUUUGCUCGAGGAUCUGGCGAUCAUGACCGGCGGCACCGUCGUCACCACCGAUACCGGGAUGCGCCUCGACGCGGUUUCUCUGGAACAGCUGGGUUCGGCCCGGCGCGUCGUGGCGACCAAGGACGAGACCACCAUCGUCGAGGGUCGCGGCCACGAGGAUGACAUCGCCGGCCGUGUCUCCGAACUUCGCGUACAGAUUGAGGAAACCACCUCGGACUACGACCGCGAGAAGCUCCAGGAACGCCUGGCCAGCCUCGCCGGCGGCGUUGCCGUCAUCAAGGUCGGGGCGGCCACCGAGCCCGAGUUGAACGAGCGCAAGAGCCGGACCGAGGACGCGUUGGCCGCCACCCGCGCCGCCGUCGAAGAAGGCGUCAUCCCCGGCGGCGGGGUCACCCUGUUGCGCGCCCAGGCCGCCCUCGACGGCAUCCUGGACACCGCAUCGGGCGACAUAGCCGUCGGCAUCCGGCUGGUGAGGGAGGCCCUGGAAGCCCCGCUGAACACCAUCGCCGAAAACGCGGGCUACAAGGGCGCAAUCAUUGUCGAGAACGUGCGCAACGGUGAAGACGACUUCGGCUUCGACGCCGACCGCGGCGACUACACACAGAUGGUCGACCGGGGCAUCAUUGACCCCGCCAAGGUCGCUCGCUCGGCCCUUCAGAACGCUGGCUCCGUCGCGGGCAUGCUCCUGACCACCCAGGCGGUCAUCACCGAGAUACCGAAGUACGAGCCGCUGCCCGCCGACAUCCAGGACUUCAUGCACGACUAG